ACCACCAUCUUAAUUUGGAGGACUAGCGUAGAGGGUGAGAAAAAAGAAAGAACCAAGUGGGGUGUUUCAUUGGUUGUUGUGUUUCCCACCAAGUUCACCUUUUUCUGGGACCUUGAAAUCCUUCUGCCCCUCUACUCAAGUGUCAUCGUUUGUGGCCCCCUCCUACUCCCUCCACUUGUUGCUUCUCUCUCGUCCUCUAUUUGCAAUUUUCAGCACUUCCCACGCUCCUUCCUUCUAUUUUUGUGCUCCGCUCAGAAAGAUCCUUCUUUCUCAAUCUGGGGUGCUCAGUGAUUCUCGUUUUUACCUCUUCCUGCUUCCUAAAGUAGAUGACGAUGAUGAUGAUGUGUGGAGUGGUGUACUAGAACAGAACAGAACAUCCGAAGUUGGUGUAGUUGAGGCUGGCACAUGGUUUGUUUCUGUUGGUGUAUUUCUGUGUUGUCUCACAACAGAGUCUAUCUGUUGUUGUCUGGGGUAAAGGAAACUGCUCCAUUUCAAUCCAAGUCAUCUGGAUCGCCUUGAUUGGGCAAAGUUUGAAAAGGGUGUUAUUGUUUUUAUUGAAACUUGAUUGUUUUGGUAUUUAUUUGGGUUUUAAGAGCCUUUUUGCCAAACAAAAAAAGAAGCUUUUUUUUUUUUAUAUUUUUUUAGCUACCCUUCUUCUUCUAUGAGAAAGUGAUUUGGAUUUGGAUUUCAUGCUUGGUCCAAUAUCAUUAUGGAGGUGUUUCCACUUCUCUAGCAUUCAAUACUGUUACUCAGUGGAAAGACAUGAAGAACCUUCUUAAGAAGCUUCAUAUCAUGUCUAACCGAUCAGAGAAUGAACAAGGGUCUUGUUCGUCAAAGGGAAACAAGUCCAAUCUUGGUUCAUCUUCAUCUUCCAACAAGAAGGUUUUGGGCUCAAAGUCCCCUCAAAGUUCUGGGCUCUCCAGUUGGUUGCAUUCAGUUGCUAAUAGGCAGAGUGCUGGUCCUCCUCCAUCUCUGACCCAGGCAAGGGGCGAGAGAAUGGAGCCAUCUGAUGCAGUGAGCAGUGGUGGUUUUGAUGCUGUGUCAGAUUCAGCUAGGCUUGAUUCAGGGUCUAGUGCUUCCAGGGAUCCUGAAGUGGAGGAAGAGUAUCAGAUACAACUGGCUUUGGAGCUGAGUGCAAAGGAGGAUCCUGAGGCCGCGCAAAUUGAAGCUGUUAAGCAGAUCAGUUUGGGAUCUUGUGACCCUGGUUACACACCAGCUGAAGUUGUGGCCUACCGGUAUUGGAAUUACAAUGCUCUUGGUUAUGAUGACAAGACCUUAGAUGGUUUCUAUGAUCUGUAUGGGAGCUUAACUGAGUCAACCCCUGCAAGAAUGCCUUCCCUUGUAGAUCUGCAACUGCAAGGAACACCAAUCUCAGGUAGUGGUACAUGGGAAGCUGUCUUGGUCAAUAGGGCUGCUGAUUCUAAUUUGUUGAAACUUGUGCAAAAGGCCCAGGAGUUGACUGACAAAUCAAGUCCAGAUUUUGAAGUAGUUAUAGAUAGCAAUUUGGUGCGCAAGCUUGCAAUAUUUGUGGCUGACUAUAUGGGUGGACCCGUUGGAGAUCCUGAAAGCAUGACAAGAGCAUGGAGGAGUCUUAGUUACAGUCUGAAAGCAACCCUUGGUAGCAUGGUUUUGCCACUUGGAUCUCUAACUAUUGGAUUGGCUCGGCAUCGUGCAUUGUUAUUUAAGGUUCUAGCUGAUAGUUUGGGCAUCCCAUGUCGGUUGGUGAAGGGGCUGCAAUAUACAGGCUCUGAUGAUGUGGCGAUAAACUUUGUCAAGAUUGAUGAUGGAAGGGAGUAUAUUGUUGACCUAAUGGCAGAUCCUGGAACACUUAUUCCUUCUGAUGCAACUGGAUCACAUAUAGACUAUGAUGAAUCUUCGUAUGUGGCCAGUCCUUCAUCAAGAGACCUUGAUUCCUCGCAUGUAGCAUCAUCCAGCAGUGGUGUUGGAAGUUCAUAUGAAGAAACUUCAGAUUUGGGGAUGUUGGACAAAGGAAACAGAUCAAAACAUUUUUGCCAUACAGGGAAAGAAUAUGAUGUAAGCAGGCCCUCCACAGGAAAUGAAGGAUCAAUGAGACCCUUAAAUGAAUUUAAAAGUCCUUACAAUGUUGAGAAGAUCACGGGGCAGGAAGCUCCUGGCAGACCUAAUCAUCCACAUGUACAUGCAAGAUCUCCUUGGACUGAAGGGAUAAGUUCUCCUGCAGUACGUAGAAUGAAAGUCAAAGAUGUUUCUCUAUACAUGAUUGAUGCUGCCAAGGAGAACCCUCACUUAGCCCAGAAACUUCAUGAUGUUUUACUUGAAAGUGGUGUAGUUGCUCCUCCAAAUCUAUUUUCUGAAAUUUAUGAUGAGGAAUUAGGUUCCUCAACUGAGGCCAACUUACUAACUGAAGAAAAAGAUGAACAUAAACAGGGAAGUGGACUGCAAGAAGCUGAGAUUUAUGGAAAUCUUAGUCCUGCUCAAAUUUUGCCUCCUAGAGCUCUUCCCAAAGCAAGUUCUAGCAGUCAGCUGGAGCAUUCAAAACCUGUAGAAGGUUUAGGAAUCAACCUUCCUCUUCAUACGAGGGAAGCAACUGGACAGCAUAUACCAACUCAGGUAAAAUAUGGGCAAAAUGUCCCAGUUGCUGCCGCUGCCGCAGCUGCUGCUGCUGUUGUUGCAUCUUCUAUGGUAGUUGCAGUGGCAAAAUCUAGCAUUGACUCAAACAUAGAGCUUCCAGUAGCAGCAGCUGCUACUGCUACUGCUGCAGCUGUAGUAACUGCUGCUGUCAGUAGACAGUACGAACAGGGCAGUCGAAGUGAUGGAGAUACAGACAGUGCUGGUUAUGACCUGAAGGGUAGUGGUGAUGGGGAGCAUAUAGCUUUAGGAGCAAAUUCAGAAGGUGACAGAAGAUCUGAUAGGUCAGUAGUAAGUAAUGAUAGCACAAAAUCUGAUUCUGCAUUAGAUGAUCAUGAAGUCGCUGAGGUUGACAUUCCAUGGGAGGAAAUCACGCUCGGUGAGCGUAUUGGACUUGGGUCGUAUGGGGAGGUGUACCAUGGUGAAUGGCAUGGAACUGAAAUUGCUGUAAAGAGGUUUCUAGAUCAAGAUAUAUCUGGUGAAUCACUUGAAGAAUUUAAAACUGAGGUCAGAAUAAUGAAAAGAUUGAGGCAUCCAAAUGUUGUUCUCUUCAUGGGAGCUGUAACUCGACCUCCAAAUCUUUCAAUUGUUACUGAAUUUCUUCCCAGAGGAAGUUUGUAUAGAUUACUUCACAGACCAAACAGUCAAUUAGAUGAGCGAAGGCGUUUGAAGAUGGCCCUUGAUACUGCUCGAGGAAUGAACUAUUUGCACAACUGCACUCCUGUGGUAGUGCAUCGUGAUUUGAAGUCCCCAAAUCUUCUCGUUGACAAAAAUUGGGUUGUGAAGGUAUGUGAUUUUGGCUUAUCGCGUAUGAAGCAUAGCACAUUCCUUUCUUCCAGAUCCACUGCAGGAACAGCCGAGUGGAUGGCUCCUGAGGUGCUGAGAAAUGAACCUUCAAAUGAGAAGUGUGAUGUUUAUAGCUUUGGGGUCAUAUUAUGGGAGCUCUCUACUUUGCAGCAACCGUGGGGAGGGAUGAAUCCGAUGCAAGUUGUUGGUGCUGUGGGCUUCCAGCAUCGACGUCUUGACAUUCCAGAUGAUAUGGACCCGGCAAUUGCAGAUAUUAUCAGGAAAUGCUGGCAAACAGAUCCAAAGUUGAGACCUACAUUUGCUGAAAUAUUGGCAGCUCUGAAGCCGUUGCAGAAGUCAGUUAUUGGUUCUCAAGUGCCUCGACCAAGUGCAUCGGGGAAGCAUGAGAAGGUUCAGUCAUUGCGUGUUGCAGAAGACUCAGCAAGAUAGGAAACAAUUAUACAACUAACCAAAUCUUUGUUCGUUUUGCUGCUGAAAGGUGGAGAACAAGUUGCCAAGUUGUAUAGUAUUUUUGGAAUGAAAAAAAAAAGUGAGUGGUUGAAACCAUCACCUAACUUACAUUAUUGUCCAAGUUGUGAUUCUUUCCACUCUUUGUUCCUUUCCUUUUACUUUCUUUGUUUUCUCUUUUGUUGUUGGUUUUCCUUUUGCAAUCUGCAGUGCACUCAUUGUCAGGUUGUACCAUUUGUUUGUACACAAUUCUUUUGUAAUUGUUGUAAUAUCAAUUCUAAAUUUUGAUGUCCAUAAAUAGUUAUGAAAUUUUGCAGCUGUAACUUAACAGUUGAAGAAAGAUGGACCAAGUGAAAAAUCUUUGUUCCUGUAAAUAGUGACCAUGUAAGUUGUGCAAAACUGCAUAUGCCUUAAAUUUUAUGUGCCUAGUUGGACUGUUCCAA
Glycine soja is the source of this 4304-nucleotide messenger RNA. RefSeq names its product probable serine/threonine-protein kinase SIS8. The transcript has 13 exons. Gene Ontology annotation, biological process: protein phosphorylation. The record is from RefSeq and is a predicted model, not a curated record. Gene Ontology annotation, molecular function: ATP binding; protein kinase activity. Bases 763 to 3843 code for a protein of 1026 amino acids. NCBI's taxonomy places the organism in Eukaryota, Viridiplantae, Streptophyta, Magnoliopsida, Fabales, Fabaceae.